Molecule: messenger RNA, 420 nt
Organism: Cryptomeria japonica (Japanese cedar)
Lineage: Eukaryota; Viridiplantae; Streptophyta; Pinopsida; Cupressales; Cupressaceae
Product: linamarin synthase 1-like
Exons: 2
Coding region: 1-420 (139 amino acids)
Source: RefSeq, a predicted model, not a curated record
AUGUCGAUGGCGCAGUUACAAGAGUUGGCUCUAGGGCUGGAGGCAAGCGAGCAGCCUUUUUUGUGGGUAGUACGACCUGACAUAGCCGAGGGAAAGGCUGCGGUCUUACCCGAGGGAUUUACAGAACGAAUUGGGGCAGAACAGUCUCUCAACUGCAGAUUUUGCAAAGACAUUUGGAAGAUUGGCAUGGAUUUUGAGUCCCGAGCUGAAGAUGAAAAUGCUUUGGUAUCUAGAGAGGAGGUGGAGAUGGUAGUUCGAGCGAUGGUGGAAAGCCGCCAAGGAAAGGAAUUAAGAAAGAAUGCAACAAGGUUGAAAGAGGCUGCGACGAAAGCGGUGUUGGCAGGGGGUUCGUCUUAUCGAAAUUUGGAUAAAUUUACAAGGGACAUGACUGCAAGAGCAAAUUCCGAGAUACUAGAAUAA